AUGUCUGUUGUUGAAGCUGUCCUCCAAACGCUUUCUACGUUGAAGUUUGAAAGCACCUCAGCGGAACAAUCUGACCCUCGUCCCACCGCUUUUGAUAAUGAAACGCUGGAAACAGCCGAAAAGCUGCGUGUUUUUCAAUCAUUGCCGACAAUCGCGAAAAACUUGGGAGUUGAAGAAUGUCAGAAAACCCUAGUCCCAAUGCUGGGUGAUCUUGUACAGAAAGCUAUUGGUGCGGGGGAUGACGAGGUUCUCAUGGUGAUUGCUCAAAAACUGCCGGAUCUAGCAGAUGUGUUGGGUAGUGAUGGCGAGGGUGCAAGCUCCCUAAUUCCCAUCAUUUCGGACAUUUUAGUCUUUGUCGAAGAGAUCGUUGUAGUCCAAGCUGCUGCUGACGCAUUUUGCGCCAUUUUACCUCACCUCUCUGCUGAACAAAUUGACAAAAAGGCCCUCCCCUUAAUUCGAAAGCUUCACGAAGAGGAUCUCUUCUGUGCUUCGCGAAAAGUCGUGAGCAAAGUGAUGACCACCUGCUAUCCCCUCGUUCCUGCGAAAGUGCAGUCGGAAUUAAAAUGCCGCCUUAUUCACCUUGCGGACAACGAGGACGAGGUGCCGCUAGUUCGGUCGGCUGCCAUCUAUCAGCUCGUUACUUUGGCACAUCUCAUUGGAAACGAGUUCAAGGCUGAGUUAUCACCGCUCCUGGCGGGCCUGGUUGGAGACAGUCAGCGGAUUGUUCGGGCUGCCUGUGUCGAACCAAUCCUGGAGUUGGGAAAAAUGCUUAACAACAACGAGACUACGGAAUACGAGACGAUGGUUCAGGCCUCUUUGGACAAACUUAAUGAAGAUGGUUCGAGGGACACUCGACGCGCAUUGGCCAGUAAUAUGGCGGAGUUGCAAAAAAUUGCUAUUUCCAGGGGUGGAAGCAGUAAAUCGCUCCAUACGAUGAUGAUGAAUUUGCUGGAAGACAACGAGGUGGAAACGAGACGAAUUGCAGCUAGUCAAUUCAAAGAUUUUUGCCUCGCCUCGCCGAAGGAUGUGCAGACGGACUUUCUGCUGCCGCGAUUGCAAGAACACCUCAAUAUGGAGCGGGAGGAGCGAGUUCGCUCCGAGCUUGUAUGCUGUGCCGUAGGGCUUCUGCCUUCCGCGCGGGUGGAGGACUGUUUACCCCUUGUUCGACCCAUUCUCGCCUUUCUCAAUCACAACCUGGACCAGCCGAAACAGUAUGUUUUCGAGUACUUCUCCCAGCUGAUGUCCUUUAUCCCCUCCAGCGAGAUCCAACUCACCAUCCUGCCGAGUCUAGUGAAUUUGUGGCAGGGGAAGAACUGGCGUGUUCGACUUGGCGUGGUGCAAUCCCUUCCCUAUCUCUUCGCCACCCUGCCGGAGAGUUGCCUCCGGGAGACCAUUCUCCCAUCCACUCUGGCCUGGCUCCUCGAUCCCACCUGGGCGGUGCGCGAUUGUGCGUGCCGAAGCCUCGCCCGUCUCCUCAGCGUCUGUCCCUCCGCCGCCACCGAUGCCAUCAUGGGUACUGGCGGUGGCGGUGGAGAUAAAGACGUUGGCACUGGCGUCACCUCCUCUCCUCCCUCUGCGACCAUCUCCUCCAGCAUUGUGGGCUCUGUGACCUCAGCUUCUGCCUUGACGUCGGCUGACGCUUCGGGCGAUGCUGGGAACACUGGGGCCGGCGUCGGCGUCGGAGGUGCAAUAUCGAUCGCCACUUUGACCGCCAAUGCGGCUGCUAGGGGUCUACGUGCCCUGGCCUCCGAUUCAAACUACCAUUUGCGUCAGAUCUUCAUUCUCGCCGUCCAGGCGCUUUGGGGACCAGGGAUUCCGGAGGAGCCGUCCUACAGCGCACUGGGUGAUCUUUCUCCUAAUGUGGGUCUCAUAUCUCCCGCCCUGCUCUACGAUUUUGCACUCCACCAUCAUCGUCAGCAGCGGCAGCCGCAACAGCAACAAGGGAAGACACCGGAUAAGUGUGCGCCCCCUCCAGCUGGUUUGCCGGCAGCUGGACUGCAGACCUGCCUCCAACUGCUGCUGCAACUGCUCACUGCCGAUCCUGUGCCUAACGUCCGUUUCGCAGCCGCCCGCGCUCUUGUCAUCAUUUCCGCCAGUCUUGACGCCAAAGCGACCCAAAAGCAGGUAAUCCCGGCGUUGAAGAAGGUGCUGGAGGAGGAGAAGGACUUUGACGUCCGAUUCUAUGCACAAGACGCUCUCAAGGUCUGCGCCAUGUCGUGUCGACAUCGUGGAGGCGGCGCGUGGUUCGGAUUGGACAGCAUGAAGAAGUUUACUUUCCUCAUGACCGGCAACGCUUUUGAUUGGGGUGCUUUUAACCCUGAAAUGUCAUCUGAUUGGACGAGGUGCAGUACCCUCCUGGAGGCGGCGCGCAGGUACUUUGCUAAGCGCCAAGGUGACGAAGGUGAGCGUGAGUAUCAGAGGAAGAGACACAUGUCCAGUCGGUGCAGAGGCGCAGUGGCCUCGGGAUCACUUGCAUUCAUUCAUAGCGAGGGUCACUGA
Echinococcus granulosus is the source of this 2499-nucleotide messenger RNA. RefSeq names its product Serine/threonine-protein phosphatase 2A regulatory subunit A alpha isoform. NCBI's taxonomy places the organism in Eukaryota, Metazoa, Platyhelminthes, Cestoda, Cyclophyllidea, Taeniidae. The transcript is spliced from 15 exons. Gene Ontology annotation, cellular component: protein phosphatase type 2A complex; cytoplasm. Gene Ontology annotation, biological process: protein dephosphorylation. Gene Ontology annotation, molecular function: protein phosphatase regulator activity; protein binding. Bases 1 to 2499 code for a protein of 832 amino acids. The record is from RefSeq and is a predicted model, not a curated record.